Messenger RNA from Rotaria sp. Silwood1, 637 nucleotides. NCBI's taxonomy places the organism in Eukaryota, Metazoa, Rotifera, Eurotatoria, Philodinida, Philodinidae. The record is from the annotation of a GenBank genome assembly.
UUUUUUUUUAAUAAUUAGUUAUCUUCAAUCUAAAGGUAUUUUAUGUCUUGCUGAUGAAGUACAAGCAGGUUUUGGUCGAUGUGGUACACAUUUUUGGUCAUUUCAAUCUUAUGAAGAAGAUAUUAUUCCUGAUUUUGUUACUUUGGGUAAAUCAAUGGGUAAUGGAUUUCCAGUUGCUGCAUUAGUAACUCGUAAAGAUAUUACAAAUAAAUUUACAAAUGAUGGUAUUGAAUAUUUUAAUACAUAUGGUGGAAAUCCUGUUAGUUGUCGAGCUGCUAUUGCUGUUCUUGAUAUUAUUGAAAAAGAACAUUUACAAGAAAAUGCUCAUCAAGUUGGUCUUUAUUUUCUUAAUAAAUUAAAAGAACUUAGUAAAAAAUAUGAUAUGAUUGGUGAUGUACGUGGUCGAGGACUUUUUCUUGGAAUUGAAAUAGUAUGUAAUAGAGAAAAACGUGAACCUGGUAUUGAACAAGCAAAAGAAAUUAGACAGAAAUUUCGUGAACAUUUUGUAAUUGUUUCACUUGAUGGACCUGAUAAUAAUGUGAUUAAAUUUAAAUCACCAAUGUGUUUUUCAAAAGAAGAUGCAGAUUAUUUUUGUAAUAAACUUGAAAUAAUAAUAAAAAGCAUGACAAAAGCAUAA